AAAGGCUUUUAGUGAGAUCCAAGUAUUAUGUUGGCAUCCCUGACUGCCCCCCAAAAAAUCCCCUGACUAGCACAGUAAACCAAACAUACCUGCCUUUCAUAAACAGUCACAUUUCAUCGUUCAUCUGAGAGAAAAAAAAAAAAAAAAAAACACAAAUUAAGCCAGUUUUGUUGACAUCCGCAAGUGAGACGGAGUUUGUUCAGCCACAUACACUGUUUCAACCACCACCACCACCACUACUACCAUCACCGCCGUGUCUUCUGCAGGUGGAUGCUUGUGACCGGUUGGGCCGCACUCCACUGGGGCUGGCCACCUUUGCCGGCCACUCUAGCACUGUCAGCACCCUGCUGCAGGAGAACGCCACUCUCUCUGCUGAAGACAAGGACUGGAGAAUAAUAUCGCGUGAGGAGGUUGGUCUCUGCUUAGUUCGGGUCAUUGAAGAAACUGCCGUGUGUUCCUUUGACGCGGCGAGGUCAGAAUGCUUCACUCUGCUCUACCUGGCCGCCCAGCAAGGCUACCCGAACAUGAUGCAUUGGCUUCUGUCCCUGAAGGUAUCACCAGACGUACGUAACAACCAAGGCGAAACCCCGCUGUUUGUCACGAGCCUGGCAAUGCCCUCUUCCCCCCUUCACAUCACAAGGCACUGGGGUCAGGUCAGGUCAGGUGAACUUGAAAUCGUACAACAGCUUCCCCCCCACACAGGCCUACCAAGACCUGCCAGCACCAUAUGAGGGACAUGGAGAUCAGAAAAUAUUAUGACCUUAAGCACAUUGGUGAUGAGGGUCACGAUCACCAACGUCAUGGAGGCCAUACUUGAGUCGGCCUUUCAGUUAAUUCUGCAGCUGUAUAUUGUUGGGACGCAUUACACUGAGCUGGACCAGGCUUAUGAUGUGACACUGGGCAGCAUCCUAUCUUUGUCACCACUGGGCCACAACACCCAGCUCUCAAAACAGGUGUUCUCUGUCCUCAUCUCCCUCGUGUCCCUCACCUGGUCCUUCACGUCCUACCACAGGUUCUCAAAACUCAGAGGGCUGACUAUUUUAGACACACUGCCCCUCCUGUUCACAAUAUUCUUCCAGGUGGUGUCCCGCGCCAUCGCCUGUACAGUGUUCACUCUGGCACACACGUGGAAGGUGUUUGUGGUGUUGGGUGUACACUUUGUGAUGGUGCUGGUAUUUAAACUCAAGCUGGAGGAGAGGUAGAAGGCCGGCCGUCAGAGAGCCUGCGCACCAAGACAGCUGGAUUGUGGGUGAGGACAGAGUAUCCGAAAGGGUGGAGGGGGGCUGGCCAGUGUGAUAGGGGGCCUCACACCCUCCACCCAUUACCUGGUGCAGGUGACUGCUUACAACUCUGCUAGGAGCUACUCCAGGGCUACUCUACCACCAUCCCCCUUCCUGGAGGCCCCUCCUCCCCUGGGUUAGUGAUGCCCGGGGUGGCCACGACAGAUGUGAGGGUCCUGCUCCCCAUGGUUGCCUCCUGCCUCGCCCUGCUGGCCGCUCUUGUCACUGUUUGUGUUUGCGUCAGGAAGAAGCCCCCCAUGCCCCUCCAGCAGGUGUCCAGGGAUGGGAACAAAGUAGGUGUGCAGGAGAACAAGGAUAACCACAAACACAGGGAGCAGUUUUAUGCCACAGUGUGCAAGAUGUCACCCCACAGGGACCCCACUGCUGUUGACCGAAUCCCUGAGUAUGUAGACAUCUACCCGUAUGCAACCUUCCAAAUGAACAACACACAACAACAUCAACAACAACCACAACAACAACAAGCAGCACAGCAACAACCAGUCACAGCCACCACAACUGCCACCACCACCACCACCACCAACAGCAGCAACAACCACAGCCAAAACAGCAACAACAACAACAACAAAAAUUAGGCCAGACACAGUGACCUUGCUUACAACAACAACAACAACAACAACAACCCCACCACAAC
Molecule: messenger RNA, 1932 nt
Organism: Scylla paramamosain (green mud crab)
Lineage: Eukaryota; Metazoa; Arthropoda; Malacostraca; Decapoda; Portunidae
Product: myb-like protein AA
Exons: 11
Coding region: 1424-1873 (149 amino acids)
Cellular component (GO): membrane
Source: RefSeq, a predicted model, not a curated record